AUGAAGGCUUUACUCACCCUUCUCCUGGUGUCUGUCGCGGCUUGUAAGCCUACUGUUUAUCUCAUUCGACAUGGUGAGAAGCCGAAGGAUGGAUCCAAUGGAUUAAGCAUUGAGGGGGUUGAACGCUCUCAGUGUCUCCGUACCGUGUUCGGAAACGCCACGGAUUACAACAUCGACUAUAUUCUGGCACAAGCGUAUAAGCCAAGCGGCAAGAGAAAGCGACCCUAUGAUACAGUUCUGCCUCUGGCUGAAGAUCUUGGCCUCAAGAUUGACACUCACUGUGACAGAGACAAGCCCAAAUGCGUAGCCAAGGCUAUAAAGGAGUAUAAAGGAGACGGAAACGUUCUCAUCUCCUGGGAGCACAAGAAACUCACCGAUGUCAUCAAGGCUCUGGGCGUUGAUGACGCGGAGAAGUACCCAUCCGACAGGUUUGACGUGAUCUGGACGCUUUCUAAGAACUACAAAUAUAUCAAGGAUAAAAAGUCAGAAGGUUGUCCGGGAUUGGAUGAAAAGUAUGCUGGUGAGGAGCAGGACUUUUGUGAAGAGGACUAG
Messenger RNA from Clonostachys rhizophaga, 552 nucleotides. The record is from the annotation of a GenBank genome assembly. NCBI's taxonomy places the organism in Eukaryota, Fungi, Ascomycota, Sordariomycetes, Hypocreales, Bionectriaceae.